Messenger RNA from Cavia porcellus (domestic guinea pig), 3166 nucleotides. RefSeq lists its product as uncharacterized. The coding region runs from base 581 to 1015 and encodes 144 amino acids. NCBI's taxonomy places the organism in Eukaryota, Metazoa, Chordata, Mammalia, Rodentia, Caviidae. The record is from RefSeq and is a predicted model, not a curated record. The transcript is spliced from 9 exons.
CAGCCGCUGCCUCUGCAGCAUGGGUGACUCCUUUGGCUGCCGCUGCUCGCCCAGGAGACAGGCGAAGGGCUCUGUGCAGGGCUGAGGCUUCACUUGCAGCCUCUCACACCUGUCUGGGAUCUGCCUCAGCCAGUACAAGGUACAACCCGUCCAGCUGCUGCAAGUCGGACUGUGUGUAGGGUUAACUUAACUGAGCUCCGAAGCUAUCAGCUGCAUGGGUGCUGCAAGCAUCCUUAAACUUCCCUUCAGGACACCCUGUUCCACAGGCACUGUUGGCUUUUUCAGUUUUCUAGGUUGUGUGAGGAACCAGCCCAAGUGGGUUUUAGAGCGCUUGCAUUCUAGUCCUAGAGUGGCUCCUACCUCCUUGAGUGGCCUACGGCACCUUCGCGAGGCCCAGGCUGCCUUUUGGUGAUCGAGCUGCUCUCUGAAGCAGGUUGCCCUGGAGGAAUAAGAGACGGGAGGAAAAGAGACCCCAGCUGCCCAAGGCCUUGUGUCCACCUCUGGUCAAUACUUCUGAAAAAACUGCUUCCAGCUAAGGAGCACAACUUGUCCCAAGAACCCCCGAUGGUCCCUGGGUGAGAUGAACUGGACUAGUCGCAGUGUUUGGGCCCUCAGAGACAGCAAUGCGUCCAUGGAGAAUCUCACCCACUCACUCUUACCAGGCAACACCACCCUGAUGCCAGAGACCAGCGUCAGCACGGCAGCCAGCACCCUCUCCGGAUCCAUUGGUGUCAUGGCCCUCGUCUUGCUCCUGGUGGGUCUCCUGGUGGUGAUCUUGAAGAAAUGGAGGCAUGAGAGACUGUUUAAAAAACAACUGAGACAUCAGACCAAGUUUCUCCAUAAACCUUUGGACUUUUCCUGCGGAGCCGAGGCUGUGUAUUGCAACGUGAUUAACCUGGCCCCCUGGAAAGAGGACGACUUCGCCAUCUAUGCCAACAUGCCCCGUUUCGACUGGCCUCCAAGAACAAGGCUGCCACCAGACCAAGUGGAAUAUGCCUCUAUUGUAUUCCGCUGAUGGGCCCUUGGCCAUGGGGAGGGGCAGGGGGGAGACUCUGGAUCCAAACACCACUCACACUUUGACUUGUGUGUACGGAUGUGUGUUCUUAAAUAAUGCACAAAACACGCGUGGGUAGAGGUUGCUGAUUGGAGAUUUCUUCUUCUUCUAACUUACUGGAGUAAAGGUUGGUCCCAACAGGAAGGAGUGACAUAGCAGAGACCAGAACAUGCAGGGACAGGAUGCUGAGAUGAAGGGUCAGCAGGGCCUGCUCCAGGCUUUCCAGUUUUGGGCUCUCCCAAGGCAAGGGUGGGGAUGGAGAUGGGGUUGUGGGUGCCUCUCAUCCAGGAUGUGGCUGGAAGUGACACCUUGUGGGAGCUGCCACAGGUGCUUGCUUGCCUCUGUGACACAUGAAUGGCUGGCUCCCUACUGGACAGGACGUGUAGGGGACUGGAGUGGCUGCAGGCCUGUGGGAAGAGCUUUUACUGGGGGACCUGCUGGGCAUCUGGGAAAGAGCUGGGGGAGGAAUGAGCUGGGAAGCAGGCUGCACUCACCACUGACCCGUGAGGACUUGGGGACAGGCCUGCAACUUCCAAGUUGAUUCACUGCUUUGUUUCCCCCCCACCCCCAGCAAAUCUGUGUUUAGCAUUUCUGUGCUCAAGGUCCUGUGAAUACAAUAGUGAACCCAGAAGACUGAAUGUUAUCCUCUUAGAGCUUCCCUACUACAAACAAACAAACAAACAAACAAAACAAACAAACAACAACAACAACAAAAAACAGAUGCUGCUGUGCCCUAUGGAAGAAAGAAAGCAGAUUAGUAAAGGAGGAAAGUGCUGAGCGGGUUUUGGAUCAGUCAGUCAGAAAAGCAAGUAAGAACACUGGCCCAAAACAAGUAAGAACAUGAGACUGGACAGAAGAGUGGAAACCCACUUCAGGCAGAAGGAAUAACAGGUGCUAAUGCCUUGGGGAAGCAGAACAGCCAACAUGGUCAAUACUCACUCUCCAGUGCCUGGAGUGGAGUUUCUGGGGGAGCAGGGGCAGAGCAAUGACGGAUAUGUACUCUUUUUUGACUAUUUUGACUAUUUCUUGGAAAGAGCUUGGACAUUUUGGACAGUUUUGAAAAUUACCUGACUUAAGUUCUAGAAAGAUUUUGUUUGCUGCUAAUGCUGGAAAUGGACUGUAGGGAGCUACAGGAGAGGAAGUGGUAUGAAUGCCCAAAUGCUGUUGUGCCAGCAACGACACUGGCAAAAGCAGAAGGAUUGGCACGCUUCUCUGAGGCUGCUGGAAGGCAGAGCUCUAGGCGGAAGACAGAGACCUCACUGAGUCAGUCUAGGUGACAGGGACCCAAGAGGGCAGGAGGAAAGGGGAGGUUAAAGCCCCACACAGAACUAAAGAGAGGGCUUCUGGGGCAGGUGGGUCACACACUGGUGAGGCCAGAGCUCUUAGCACCUCUAGCUUUUGCUCUGGAAGCCCUGCCUCUUCCUCUGCUGUCCCAAUGUAGGGAGAAGUCUAAGGGACAGUGGCAGUCACCGGUGGUAACAGGCACCUUGGGAGGACCAGGACCAGAGACCCAGCAGGGCUUAGGCUAUUCACCAGUGCCACAGAAGACCACUUGGGUGGCUCUUCUUGAAUGCAGAACGGUUACCUCUGCACUAGUUAAGCGAGGCCCUAUCUCCAUGUACUGACAUGUACAGAGCUUCCCUUUUCUCUUCAAUUGGCUCUAAGCAAUGUAGAUAGGUCCAGCAGAGGUACUGAUCUGUAAUCUUUGAAGUCAGCUGACAAUUUGUGGUUUCCUCCCCAUGUGUCUCCUUGUAAACCAUUGAGCUCAGUGGGCUGGAAGAGCCACAUAUCCCCAGGAAUGUCAACUGAGUUCAAGACCCAAGAUAAGAGGCUAUGACUUCCCAGGCACAAAAGUUUACACAUCAGAAACUGAAACAACACCUUCCUAAACAUUAAAUGCUACCCCAACUGAGUUAUGCAGGUUGGUCUCUCUGCAUAUUGUGGAGGUCUUUCUGCUAGCUCAGCUCACAGUACUCACAUAUCUCCCACUAUUCUCACCACUCUCUUCUUCACGAAUUAAUAAAUUCUGGGUGAGGCGCUGGGAUGAACCUUUGUUCCACGAAUCCUCACCUGGACGGGACUCAGGACCUCUUGGCUGCCUGUAACUUUGAA